UGACUGACACUUUGCCAACAAACCUCGUUGGACGCACAGCUGUGCUCCAGUCAAACUUAGUGCCUUCCGGAGUCGGCGGUGCGUCGCGUCACUAUUUGGAUACUGACGUUGGUUGCAUUUACGUUUACCGCGAUGUCGUCUGGCAGCUGGGAACUGGUUAGCAGAAAGAAGGAUAAGAAUGAUAAAUCUAACAAGCUUACGAAGGCCGAGAAGAAGAAAUUCAUCGAGAACGCACCGAAAGUCGAGGAUUUCUUACCAUUGAGCCAAGUGAAGACGCUGUACGACAAUCUGGAUGGAAAUAAGGAAAAUAAGAAGCCAACCAAGGUACAAAAGAAGGAGCACAAGACAAAGGAAAAUGAAGAGAAGAAGAAGCAGCAGAAACAGCAGCAACAGCAAGCUCAAAAGAAGAAACAAGAGCCGAAGGAAAAAUCACCGAAAUCUAUAAAGGAUGCAUUGAAUGCUAUUAACAUACAGGAGCUCAAUGAGCUUUUGGCUACUGCUCAACUCAGGUUUCCCGAUGCUCCGUCACUCUGGCUGAAGGAGCUCGACACGUUCCUCAACAUGAAAAUCCCUAUCAACAAGGAGGAUGCCAUAUUCUCGAGCAAACCUAAGGAUUAUCCAUUGAGUUUAGUACCUAAAACCAUUUCUUCCAUAUUGGAGCGAGCAGUGGAAAUGGCGGGUCCACUGGCUGUACAAGUUUUUUACGAAAGCAACCUCACGGCAAUGGCGAACGACAUGAUUAAGGGGGUCCCAGUCAUUGGUCAUAAGAUAUUUUUGCAGCUGCUAGCACACUUGUAUCCUGAAAUGAUAGUCGCUAGUAUCCCCAAACUAGUUUCCAUAAGGAACUCUUACAAGAACAGGAAGGACGUAUGCCUGUCCCUGUUGUGGGCCUGGUCACAGGCCAGCAAGAAGAAUCUGCCGGCUGGCCUGACAAUCUGGCACAAGGUGAUGCUACCGUUACUCGACACGAAGCGCUACACAAGUUACGUCGUACAAAACCUCAACGACCUCGUAUUUGACUGCAACAACGUUUGCGAUAUCGGUCUUGAUUUGUACAUGGAUAUUAUCUGGGACAUUUACCACAGCGUCGACUCCCACAGCAUUCAGCCCGCGGUGUGGAAGGAAAUUAAUAUUAAUAUCGAUCAACUGAGAUCGCUGCUAUUUAGAAACAAGAACAUAAGUUAUACAGAAUUGUUCACUAUACUGAUGGGAAAAGUAUCGGAAGAUUCGGAUCCGGUCUACAGACAAGAGUUACUCAAGGCUCUCGUAGACUGCCUCAUCACGGAACCUGUCUGCUUCACUAUUUGGGGUUCUCUGUAUGAUGGACCCUUCUUGUACCAAUCCACUCUUCUUCUGUCGCACAUAGAUGAGAAUUUAUCCGACUUACAAGGACGCUUUAAAAGCAAGAAUUUCAAAGAAACGCUCGAAAUUAUUCAAAACAAGAACAAAAGAUGGACAAAAUCUUACAAAGAUCGCGCGCUCCAAUGCAAAGAGAGAUCGCAGGUACUAUUGGAGAAAAUGGCCUCUUCCAAACGCCGCAGCUUCCAAUGGAGAUUUGCUAGUUUCCUUCUGCUGCUGCUUAUUGGUAUCAUCGUAGCGUAUGAUACACAGAAACAUGGCUCCUUUGAGGCAUCCAAAGUCGGGAGGUUCUUGAAAACUAGCGGAAUAGCGAGAUACGUUGAAAAGACGGGGGCUGUCAUAAAGUCGUACUGGUCUGCAGGACACAAAGCAAUUAAGGACAGCUCACCAGAAUAUUACAAAAUCGUCGUGGACGUGUGUACGCCAUACGUCAAAUUAGCCGGUGAUGUCUGUCUUAUAAUGAAAAAUGUCUCAAUCAAACUGUAUAACAACUCUGCGGAGUACGUCGAAAAGAACGUACCGGUAGUUCUAGAUACGAUCGAGCAUUAUGCUCCAGGAGCAAUGGAGCAGAUUAAAUCACAUAGUCUGCAGGGACUAGAGUUUACAAAAAGUUCUCUCAUCCUUAUCGGGAACAAAGUUGUUGAACAUUCCAGUGCAGCGGUACAAUGGAUGGAGCAGAAUGUCUUUGUGGGUAAACUUAGCCCAGAUAAUCUUCGCAAUUACGCCAUAUGGGCCUUCGACGUGACGCAAUCGUACGCAACUCAAACGUACGAUUGGGUGUAUGAGAAAAUGCAGACUCUCUCCAAAGUGCCAUGAAUAAAGUCCAUCGGUGUGUGCUCUACAAAGAUUAUCGCAUUUUGGUAACAAAAACCACCUUUCCAUGCGUCUCGGCAUUUAUUAUUUGUGACACGAAGAAAGUCGGUGCAUCAUGCGGAUACAUACUUUCAAAGAUCACGAAUGCGUCGACCAUUUUACCUGUGAUAUCUCGCAAGGAGAAUCUGUGUAUCUUGCUUUUUGGUUGGUCUUGACGAGGGAAACUUCGUGAUCUUCCACGAGUAAUCGCGAGUAUUUUUUUUAUUCAGACAAAUAUUCAUCAUUUUUGAAAUCCCUGUUAAUAAAUAGUAUAUCUAUAUUGAUAGAUUUAUCUGUACACAAAGUGUCGAUUGCGUACUCGAGCAUUUUGUAUUUUCAUUUGUAAUUUUGAGUAUUGAUUUGAAUAUAAUAUAUUAGAUCGUAUAUUGAGUAAUCCAAUAAAGCUAUCAAUUUUCGUAUAA
Molecule: messenger RNA, 2633 nt
Organism: Ooceraea biroi (clonal raider ant)
Lineage: Eukaryota; Metazoa; Arthropoda; Insecta; Hymenoptera; Formicidae
Gene: Tmem214
Product: Transmembrane protein 214
Cellular component (GO): Golgi apparatus; endoplasmic reticulum
Source: RefSeq, a predicted model, not a curated record